Molecule: messenger RNA, 439 nt
Organism: Danio rerio (zebrafish)
Lineage: Eukaryota; Metazoa; Chordata; Actinopteri; Cypriniformes; Danionidae
Gene: icn2
Product: ictacalcin 2
Molecular function (GO): calcium ion binding; transition metal ion binding
Source: RefSeq, marked validated
AUCUGUUCACUCAACCUGUUCUCUUACUCUUUACUUACUUGGUCUUUUUUUUACAGCCAGAAACAUGAGUGGCAAAAUGUCAGAUACCCAGAAAGCAAUGGCUAUGCUCAUUGCAACCUUCCACAAAUACUCAGGAAAGGAGGGUGACAAGUUGACCCUUUCUAAGGGUGAGCUUAAGGAGCUGCUCACUGCAGAGAUGAGCGAUGUCUUUGGGAAAACUACAGACAAGGCAUCUUUGGACAACAUAUUCAAGGAUCUGGAUGCAAAUGCUGAUGGCUCGGUGGACUUUCAGGAGUACAUCACAUUGAUCGCCUGUAUCACAAUGCUUUGCAAUGAGUUUUUCCAAAAAGGAAAAUAAGUGUGUUCUUAUGGUUGUGUCUGUAAUAUUAUUGUACUGAAAAAAGAAUAAAGGUACACAUAAUAAAUUGUGAAUUAAAAU